Messenger RNA from Apus apus (common swift), 2055 nucleotides. Its product is annotated as mas-related G-protein coupled receptor member A2-like. Lineage: Eukaryota; Metazoa; Chordata; Aves; Apodiformes; Apodidae. The transcript is spliced from 2 exons. Gene Ontology annotation, molecular function: G protein-coupled receptor activity. Bases 154 to 1098 code for a protein of 314 amino acids. Gene Ontology annotation, biological process: G protein-coupled receptor signaling pathway. The record is from RefSeq and is a predicted model, not a curated record. Gene Ontology annotation, cellular component: membrane.
CAUUUGAGGAUGUGACCUGCUUGGCUUACACCGAAGAAAGAGCUUUGUGGAAGGACCUGAGGAAGGCUCUAUGCUGCACAGGCUCAUGAAGGCAGGCUCUGGUCCAGUUCUCCAACUGUGUGAGGGGGAAGGAAAAGCAGCGGAGGUUCCGUGAUGAGCACAUCAUGCCCUGAUUGCUGGAGCCAGCCUGGUGGAAGUUGGCAUGGCAGGCUGCUAAGGCCUGAGGAUGAUGACCACAACGGGACUGACUGUGAAGCUGGAGACUUGAGCAAAGCCCCCGUCACGCUGCUCAUCUGCCUCUGUGGGCUGGUGGGCAACGGGGCCGUCCUCUGGUUCCUCAGCUCCCACCUCCGCAGGAACCCCAUCAUCAUCUAUGUCUUCAGCCUGGCUGUGGCCAACUCCACCUUCCUCCUCUCUGUCGCCAUUGCCCUUGUCAUCUUCUACAGCCCAGGGAGCUUUUGUGCCACGCUGGGCUCGUGGGAUGUGAUGACCCUGUUGAACAUCACCAUCCUCUUCACCUUCACCGCUGGUGUCUACCUCCUGGCAGCCUUCAGUGCUGUGACAUCCCUGUCUGUCCUCCUCCGGGCCCACCACUCCUGCCACCACUCCUGGAGCUUCCCAGAGCUCACCUGUGCCUUGCUCUGGGUCCUCUCCUUCCUCCUCACCAUCACCCUCUACUUCUGCCCCGUGCUGCUCAUUGUCUUCGUCCUGAGCUACCUCGUCUCGGUGCUUACACUGAUUCUUUCUGGUCUAACUCUUCUCACCAGGGUCUUGUGCUGUUCCUGGCAAUACCCCCCAAGGAAGCUCUGCUUCGUGGUCCUGCUGAUUGUCUUCUUCUUCCCCUUCUUCACUGCUGAUUUUGGUUACUGGCUCCUUCUACGGCUGUUUGAUUUCUCUGUCUUUGUCUUUGACCCUUCUCUCCUACUCGCCUGCGUGAAUAGCAGCAUCAGCCCUCUCAUUUACUUCUUGGCUGGCAGCUUCAGGAAGAAGUUCACACUCUCUGUUGGAGCUGCUUUCCAGACGACUUUUGAAGAUGUAACAGAGCAGCCAAAUAGAGAUGAAACUCCUGCAGAAAACAUGGUGGGAACAGCUGUUUAAACCACCCCUGGAAGAAGAUGUUCUGGUGUUGGAGGUGUCCUAAUAAGGAUGAUGGCUUUGGAAUGAGCUGCAGCCCAUCAAGCUGUGCUGGGUGGCACAGGAGAUCCUGCCUGGGGUGGACCCUGAACAGCCUGGUGAAAUACCCAUCAAAACCCUUUUUUGGAGCCUUUGCUUUGAAUCGGUCCCAUCCAACAGCUCCAAGCUUUCCCUGCCUCCCAGAUGAGCUUGCUCUUCCCUGAACACCACAAAAAUGGAACCAUGGAGGCUCUUGCCUCCUGCCAGCGAGGCGGGUUUUUUUUGAGUGUAUCUUCUUAAGAGCAGAGUGAGGGUGAAUAAGAAGCAACAACUCCUGGGCAAACCUUGUGUGAGCAUCUCCAGCGGGUGCCGACACAUGGGAAGAACAUGUUGGAGACUUGAUGUUCAGCUGCGUUACCAGGGAUCAUGUGUUUGGGGUGGCUUUUCCCAAAAUCCAUCCCUUCUGUGGCACACUGAGCUUUGUUCAUGCUCCAUGUGGGUCGCCUGCAUGUGAGGGAUUUGAACUGGAACUGCCUGUGGUGGUUCCUCCCACGUUUCUCAGGGCUGUUUGGAUGGUUGGCUUGAGCAAACGCCGUUUCGCAACCGUGACCCCGAGGUCUCUUUCUGUUCCUGCCGUGUCUGUUCCUCAUCUAGACAAAAAAAUAAUAAAACCCCAAACAAACAAGGGGAGGAGGGUUAAACUGAAACAACCCCAAAAAUUCAGCCCUGCCUGGAGACUCUGCAAGGACUGGAUUUUCCAUGUGGAAGAGGAUACAGGGACAGGGCAAGACUGUUUAUGGAGAAGACCCUGUUAGGGCCAUGAGGAGCAACUCCUUGUGCUAUUGAGAAGCUAUUGGAAUGUCUCUAGAGAAGGAGACUCCACCACCUCUCUGGGCAGCCUGUCCCAGGGUUGUCACCCUCACAGUAAAUAUUUUUACCUCA